Molecule: messenger RNA, 2432 nt
Organism: Schistocerca serialis cubense
Lineage: Eukaryota; Metazoa; Arthropoda; Insecta; Orthoptera; Acrididae
Product: ADP-dependent glucokinase
Exons: 8
Coding region: 21-1493 (490 amino acids)
Biological process (GO): glucose metabolic process
Cellular component (GO): endoplasmic reticulum
Molecular function (GO): ADP-specific glucokinase activity
Source: RefSeq, a predicted model, not a curated record
UAGGAAGUGCCAAUUCAAAAAUGGGAAACUUUCUGAAGUACUGUAGUUUUAUUUCAUUAUUAGUCCUUUUAUAUUCAUUGUACGUGAGAAGAGAGGCGGGUGAUGAAUUACAAACCAGGUUAAAUUCAGUGCUUGAAGGAUUGGUGAAGGCUGAAAAGCAGUUUUCCUUAAACCAGCACCCAAAAGUAGCGUUGGGUUACGGUGCAUGUCAGGACGUGUUUGUUGAUGCUAGACUUUUGUUGACAUAUGAUAGCAUUGCAGAAAAACCUGAACAUUUCAGUGAUAUCAGAUCAAGAGAUGAACUUCUGAGAUCCUACGCGUAUUUCUUCAGGCAUGGUGCAGCUGCGGAACGAUUUGUUUCAAAUGCGUCACUGUUUGAGGAGUUGGUGCAGGCAGCCUCAGCUCUGGAGGGCACACGCUAUGCCCUGGGAGGCAAUGCGCCUGUCAUGGCCUCUAGAUUCUACUAUGAAGGUUGUGAAGUUGUCCUGGCAGCACGCAUGUCUCUAUCUCUCAUGCGUAGUCUGCCUGAAGAUGUAAAAGUUUAUGGAGGGGAAAUAUCGAGAGAUGAUGUCCAUUUGAUUCUGGAGUACAAAGCAGGAGAGGUUUGGGGAAAGUACUCUUCACCUAGAGCAAACAGGUUUAUUGUCCACAAUGAUGUGACAAAUCCAACAUUGAGCUCAAUGGAAGGCUUUGAUGAAGUCCUGGACAGCUUUGAGCCAGAUCUGCUUGUAAUUAGUGGUUUACAAAUGAUGGACAAUUAUCCUUUUGAAUUUGGGGAACGAAUGCAGUUGCUGGCCAGAGUGCGGGAGCAGAUGCGCAGCCGUCCCGCUUCCACAAAAGUGCACUUUGAGAUGGCGUCUUUCAGUGAGCCUAAGAUGCUGCACGAUCUCACUAUGUACAUUAUUCCAUUUUCAGAUUCUCUUGGUAUGAAUGAACAGGAACUGACGAACCUGCAGCACAUCCUCCAGUUCGGUAACAUCAGUCUGGUGUCAGACUCUAACCCUCGAGUUGCGACAGUCCUCGACCAGAUGCGUCACGUGUUCAGGUUAGUACUGAGCAAGAGUAAGGGCUUCCGCGGCAACCGCCCUCUUACUCGCUUGCAUGUCCAUACGUUAGCUUAUCAGGCAGUGAUGACUGUGAAGGGCUCGCCAUGGCGCAACACGAUGGCAGCAGCCGCCAAGGCCUCACUGACGGCUCACCGUCACGUCUGUGCCUCCGAAGAGGUGGACAUUGGUAAAGCUAUGCUGAUAAUGGACGAGAGCUUCUCGACAUCUGUGGCCCCCGGCGGUCGGCGCGUCCCUCUGGACGUGGAGAAACCUGUGUCCUGUUGGGAGGAGGUGUUGGGGGAGGAUGAUGUCAGCCGGGAUGAUCUGCCAGUACCUCCUGUGCCUGUUGAGAUUUGCGUUGCGCCCGUCCUGGUCUGUACCCGUGCCCACCAGACUGCUGGAGGCGGUGACAACAUCUCGUCGGCUGGUCUGGUCCUCCAGAUUUGAAAUGCCUGUGGAAGUUGUAGGUGUUCGGAGGUUAAAGUUCCCUUUUUUGUUACCAUGUAAUACAUGCUGUAAAAGCUGCCGAGAUGAAAUGAUUGGUUGUAAAUAAAUGUCACUUUCUGUAGUUCAGAACUAAGACUAAUGCCCUUAGCAAAAUGUUUCUUUUCUGGUUUUCACAAAUUUGAAUUUCUCCUUGCUAUAUGGUAUUCCUGUACACUCACGCUUUAGGUCAACAAAAGGAUUGCAAAUUAGUAAAUUAAGAGAUGUAACUGCUGACCAGUACUUACCUACAGGGAGAGGAAUGUUUAGGACUACCAAUGCAUGACCAUGAAAGUAAAAUUUAUUACACUAUUUUUAGUUUUUGGAACUAUUACUCCCUUUCUCAGUAAGGGGAGGGGGAUAUGUUCGGCAAGACCGAGAAACGAAGGGAAGGUCGCUCAGGGCGAGAGGGGCCCACCUGCAUUUAGGAGGCGGGUGAUACACGUCCACCAACCUAUCGCUUUCUCCUUCAUGAGGAAGGAACUUGAAGUUACAGAAACUGAGACUGAAUCAUCAGUUUUGCUUUCAUAUGCAUGCAUCAACAGGAUUAAACAUUUCCCCUAAUCGAUGUAUAUACUACCCAGCAAUUCUGGCUCAUAAUUUAUCAGUGUUCUCAGCUGAAUUUUCCUUUUGUAUGAAAUAUUGUACAUCAAAAGUUAAGAGAGACAGUAGUAACACUGAUUUAUUUGGAGAUGUUUGCUCUGUUUGUUAAGCGGAAAGAUGCGCUGUGUAGUACAUUUCCAACUUUCCAGUUCUGAUGUGUUUUGGGACAACUAUGAGUGAUAUUUCUGAACUUACAAAAAAGACUGAUUACUAUUAUUUUUAUGGGGUAUAUUAACACAUACUUGUCAUUUAAUAUCUUUGGUUUGUGUGUGUGUGUGUGUGUGUGUGUGUGUGUGUGUG